AUGAGUCUGCAUGGGCUUGGGGUGAUUGGGGCUCAGGUGGCCGCGUCCAUCAAGAGCAACGACGAUAAGAAUUCAUCAACGCCGAGGUUUCAGUCACCACCUACUUCCAUUCAAUCUACUCCCGUCCUGGAGCACAACCGAAUACCGGAAUUUGACCCCACGAUCGGCGCCAAGCCGUACUCGCCCUUCUACUCCCAUGGCUCGCCUACAAUCUCCUACGAGCAGUUGACAUUCGAAACCAAGACAGCCAAUCGCGAUCGAAGUCAGUUGCGGGACAUCGAGAAUGCAGGACCAUACAUGUGUCGCAAUGAUAGCCCCCAGCGCUCAAAGUUAUGGGAAGGCGCCAAUCCACCAAGAUCAUGUAUGCACUCGCUGAGUACUCGGCAGCGAAUGACACUAAAGAUUAUCAUCGCUGUUGUGACUGUUGGAAGCAUGAUUGCCAUUGCACUUGGGAUUACGGCUGCCGUUGGAGGUGCAGCUUGGAGAGCUAGCAGUUCAAAGACAACUCUUGGAGGUUAA
Penicillium angulare is the source of this 519-nucleotide messenger RNA. RefSeq lists its product as uncharacterized. The record is from RefSeq and is a predicted model, not a curated record. NCBI's taxonomy places the organism in Eukaryota, Fungi, Ascomycota, Eurotiomycetes, Eurotiales, Aspergillaceae. The transcript has a single exon. Bases 1 to 519 code for a protein of 172 amino acids.